AUGGCGGGCGCGUUCCCUUUCUACGGUCGGGCUGAACUUUCGGACUUACUGCUUCGUCUCCAUGCUCCCGGCUCCCCCGUAGAGGAAAUCAGGGCGCACAAAAUAGUGCUCUGCUUGCACUCCUCUUUGUUAAGAGAAUGUCUCAUAGAGGAAGGCGUGAGCACCUUGGAUGUAGUCGAGCGUGAGCCAAAGGCGUUCAAGGCCAUGUUGCAGUUCCUCUACACUUCCAACUAUGACUACGAGACCGAAAACCUCGCUGCCGUUAAUAAUUUCGAGCCGUCUGAAGCCCCCACAAGCCACGUCGUAGCUUUUCACCUCGGAAAGAAAUACGGCGUCCCCAGGCUGUGCAAGGCGGCUAUUGCUGGUAUAGAUCAGCUAUUCAGCAACUGGAACAAGAGGAAGUCUGUCAACAAAGACAGAGGCAGCCUGAGCAUUCCUGUCCGAAAGCGCUGGUGGAUUGCGAAGUUGAAGACCACUGUCAGCAUUCACUAUAUGGGCCCGUAUGUUUCUGGAGACUACAGCAAAUCAGAGAUGGGUGUCGCAAUUGCGAGGGCGGCCAUCUUCCCGCACUGCCUAUCGGACGACGACUUGGUUGAGCUCUUCGCACUGUCCCCAAUCUUCGCCAUCGACGUCGUGCUCGCGCUUAGAUAUCAAGCGAAGAAUGCUGGUCGCCGCGGAGAAAUUCUAGGUGAUGGAGACGACACUACAUGA
Molecule: messenger RNA, 711 nt
Organism: Mytilinidion resinicola
Lineage: Eukaryota; Fungi; Ascomycota; Dothideomycetes; Mytilinidiales; Mytilinidiaceae
Exons: 3
Coding region: 1-711 (236 amino acids)
Molecular function (GO): protein binding
Source: RefSeq, a predicted model, not a curated record